CGGACAAGAAAGAGAAGAAGAAGAAGAACCCGGAAGCAGUCGUUGUUGUGUUCCCCGGCUUCUGGUCAGCAUGGCUCAAGCUACCUCUAAAUGCCAUUGCAGUGUGCCUCUGUGUACAUCUAGCAAACGAAAACAACCUUACUUAAGUUUCCAUGGCUUCCCACGUGACACCAUCGAACAGAAGAAGUGGAUUCAAGCAAUUCGCCGAGAGGAAAGCAAUGACUUCAAAAUACUACGAGGGAGUACGUUCGUGUGUAGCCGACAUUUCAAUGAAUCAGACUAUUCUGAAACCAGCUUGGAAGGUGCUCGCAAGAGGCUGAAAUUCAGGAAAGUCCCUAGUUGUUUUCAAUGGAAUAACUGGGGGGUAUUUCGAGGGGAGUCUGCACAUGAUGGAGUGACAGAGCAUUCAGAUCAGGACCCUCCUCCCUACAUUUCAAAGACAGAGAGCCGGAGUGAGGUCUCAUUUGCAGCAACAUCUGGAGGUGAUCAUAACUACGCCUAUGUUCCUCCUAUAGAUGGACCGGAGCCUGAGUCAGUGCACAUGCAGCGGUUAGAAGUAGAGGACCAGAAGCUGGAAACAGAGCUCACACUGAAAGUGGACCAUUUGCUUUUCCACAAGUUUUGUGUCUCAAAUGAUGAUAUCCGCUUUUACACAAAGUUUCCUUCGAAAGAGGUUUUUCAUGCUUUCUGGGAGGCUGUUCAUCCAUCCGCAUCCACACUGAUACACUGGUCCAAAGCACAGAAAAAGGGUCACAUGCUUUCUUUCGCUUCACCCAGCCCACAGCACACAUUGCAGUUAAUUGAUGAGUUUUUCCUGUACUGUUGCCAUGUCGCCGCAGGCCUUAAAGAGGAGGUGCUCGCUGAGAUAUUUCAGGUCAGUAUAAACACGGUGUACCGCAUUGUUAAAACGUGGGCUAAUUACCUCUACUUGAUCCUUGGCUCUGUGCCCAUCUGGAUGAGCAGGCAUCAAGUGAGCUCCACCAUGCCUCUCAAAUAUAAACAUUAUAGUCCAGAAAUGAGGGUGAUCAUUGACUGCACAGAGGUGCAAUGCCAAAGCCCCUCGUCCCACUCUCUCCAGUCAGAGGUUUCCUCAAGCAACAAAGACGCUGCAACCUUCAAGGGGUUAAUUGGGAUUGCCCCGUGUGGCACUGUGACUUUUGUAUCCAGUCUUUACACUGGCUCAAUCUCAGAUGAAGAGCUCACUGAACGGAGCGGACUCCUCGACUUGCUGGAGCCUGGUGAUGGCUGCAUGGCAGAAGGAGGGUUCACCAUUGAAAAGAUGCUGGCUGACUGCGGUGCAACACUUAUCACGCUCCCCUCUAACACCACAGUGCCGCUAAGCGCAGAAGACGCUCUGAAAACUCAAGCCAUAGCUCAGCUACGAAUUCUUGUUGAAAGAGUGAUCAGUAGAGUCAAAGAGUAUCACAUCUGGGACAACACCGUUCCUCUGACUCUGUUUGGGACAGUCAACGAGCUGUGGACCAACUGCUGCCUGAUGACCAACUUCCAGGGACCACUUGAUUAGAGAGGCCACAGACCUGAUGCAUAGAGAACUUUAGAGUAAUGUGGUAUGAUGAAAUGAUACAUUUAUUCAGGUUUUGUACGUAAGAAAAAAAUUGAUAACUUUAUUUCACUGGAGUAUUUCUAUUUAGUGCUAAUUCUUUGAGCAAACAAUAAUCUGUUAUUAAUUGAUUAUUCAAUUAAAUGCCGGCUAUUUAUAUAAUUAAUCAAUGGCAUUUAAUUGUGAUUGAGAAAGUAGUUGGUUGUAAAAACCAUCAUCAGUUGGAGCACUACUUCUACUCCACUCCAAAUGCUGUUUUCAUCACAAACAAGAUGUUCUCAUGAUAUGAUGCAAUACUGUACUAUUAUACAGUAUUAGAGUAUUGAAACUGACUUCACCAUAAUAACUAAAUAUUUUUUACACAUUGAGUGAUGAAAAACAGUGAUUGUUUCAAAUCAUCACCUUUUUAAUGGUCCAACUGUGCAAACAAAGUACUUUUGUUACAUAAUGUACAUUGUUUUGAUAGUGCUGCUGGACUCUAAAUUUUAAAAUUACAAGUUAAUAAUUUGAGUAAUAUUUCCACCACUGCCUUUAGAUACACAAACAAGUUUGACUCUACGAUACUUGUUUAUUUUUAUGAAAUUUUGAAUACCACAGUAACACAAAUACAACCUUGUUCUAGUUACUGGACUUGUUUAUGUACAGAACUUUUGUUCCUUUAAUAAAACACUUAAAACC
Messenger RNA from Notolabrus celidotus (New Zealand spotty), 2239 nucleotides. RefSeq lists its product as uncharacterized. The coding region runs from base 71 to 1525 and encodes 484 amino acids. Lineage: Eukaryota; Metazoa; Chordata; Actinopteri; Labriformes; Labridae. The transcript is spliced from 2 exons. The record is from RefSeq and is a predicted model, not a curated record.